AUGUCUCGCCAAGCUUCCGCGUCCGACCGCGGCAAGAUGACCAACCCGGACGAGCGCCCGCCGGCUGAUUCCGCGUACGCAAAGGCAAUCCGCGACAUACUGGCGACUCCCAAAGCGCAGAAACCACGCCGUUUCGAUGCCUGGGCAUCUACAGCCAAGGACGCGCAGUCCAAGACGGAGCAGAAAUCGGUUCCCAACGCCCCGCCUGACCAGACGGCCCAGCAGGCAGGCCGGCGCGAUGAAAAGGCCUUCGACCCUGAUAAGACUCCUGCGCGAUUCAAAUUCGACAACACCAUUCGCUGA
This is a messenger RNA of Colletotrichum chrysophilum, 303 nucleotides long. RefSeq lists its product as uncharacterized. The record is from RefSeq and is a predicted model, not a curated record. The transcript has 2 exons. Lineage: Eukaryota; Fungi; Ascomycota; Sordariomycetes; Glomerellales; Glomerellaceae. Bases 1 to 303 code for a protein of 100 amino acids.